AUGGCCAAGAGUGGCCGUGGAAAAUCCUCUGGGGAGGAGAAGACUCCAAAGAAAGUGGCGCCUGUGAGAAAGAAGAAAGCGGCCGCCAAGCAUGAACCCAAGAAAAAGCCACCUGCCAAAGUCAAGGCAAUGCCGCAGACGGCAGCCAUGGGAUGGCGAGCGUCGCUUCUCGAAGGAUCCGCAGAUACAAAAAAGAUCCUCAAAGAAUCUGAAAAUGCCCUUGUGCCCUACACAAUUGGUACCAGCAAUGCCAAACAGAAGAACAAACGCUCGUGGCCAUCGACUCUGUUUCUUGAUGCCACCUAUUCGCGUGGAAUUUUAGUAGACAAGAACAGUGACGAGCCCUAUUUCGCUCCUACUCCUGGAUAUGCCGAGAACGAUAAUGAGCCAGGUCUUCGCUAUCUGCCUUUUCUCUCCAAUGUCGAAGCCAAAUUAUGGUGCCACAAACACGCAGCCCACACGGCCGUGGCCAGACGCUUUCCAGUGGAAAUUGGGCGUCUCCUUGGAACCAUUACACUGGAAAUCCAGGAGAAGGUAGGCGGCAAGGGAAAACCAAAGACAGAUUCCACAGUACCCGACACGAUUCGGGAUAUGGAAAAGAAACAGCGUGCUAAAAAUCAAAAGACCAAGACAUCUCCGUUUCUAUUGCAAUUGGAGGAAAAGCGUGAUCCAAAGGCCAUUAAGCGCAUCACUCACAAGCAAGCGUCCAAUGAGGCCGCCACGGAAUGCAUCCAAACACCCAUGGACGCGACAAGUAGUUUGGCACGAGUCCAUGAAAUACAAGAACAAUGGAAAGCCGUUCAAAAUAGCAAACCGUACGUGGAACCAUGGGACAAACAGGAUGGAUCCUUCUUGCAUGGAAAAGACGAUGACAAUCACGUGACCGUAAGGGCUCUCCAGGCAUGGUUGGAUAAAGGGGUCAAAGCGGGGACAUUGGUGGAUUUGCACAAGAACAGGACCAAAGAACUAUAUGGAGGUUUGACUCGAGUUCCUAUUGACGCAACGGAUAUAUUGGAUGCAUUGUUUGUCUUGGCGGAUCCAAAUGAAUCAUCAAUCUACGGUGUUCCCCUGGUGACUGCUUAUCCUCGCAUGGAACGGUGUUCCACUGACAGUGCCAAGAAAAAGGGAUCCACUGUAUGCUGGAAAAUUCAAAUUGGUGUCUACAUGCAUAGGUUGCUGCCGGAAAUCUUUUGCUGCCAAAGCCUGCACAUUGUCAUGUCGGCAUUGGAUGAAGGCUCUUACCGCAUCACACAACCGCUGGUGCUCCCCCCAAGGGGGAAAACAGUCUUUAAAAGCGCUCCCUACCCCAAAGUAGACACGAGCUUACUAGAGGAGGGAACCGACAAAAGCAGCAAGAAGAAGAAGAACAGCCCCGAAAUCAUUGACGUUGACGAAGACAUGGAAGGAGGCAGUCGAGAGGAAAUGAUCGUUUCUCCGUUUAGUGUCAAGGGAUUGCUCAAAAUGUUGGAGAACAAUGGAUGCGACGUGUCUAACUGGCCUCAGAUUCAGCAAGAGUUGCGGGGCAAAUUCAAGUUGGAUCUAUUGCUUCAUCAACAGCAUGCGAUUUGCUGGAUGAUCCAAAUGGAACAUUUGAAGGGAGCAUACGGGAUAAACUCUGUCUUGUGGGAACAAAGAUCUUUCCUUGAUGGGGGAGAAUACUAUUAUUCCCCUGCCUUGGGCCAGAUCCGACUAGGGAAGCCGCCUCCGCAUAUGAAAGGUGGACUGUUGAUUGAUGAGCAAGGAUGCGGCAAGACCGUGGAGGUCCUUGGUUUGAUCAUGGCCACUCUUCCAGAGCUCAAGGCGACAGUUCGGCAUCGCACAGGAGAUAACUAUGAAGGGGACACCUAUUAUUCUGCAGCCAGUGAAGACGAAGAAGAGUACAUUACCCACACAACACUGAUUGUUGUACCUCCAGCUUUAGUGGGGCAGUGGCUCCACGAAAUUGAGAAGGCUGUGGGGAAAACAACCCUCACGGUGUGCUUCAUGGCUGCCCAGAGCGGGGAAGUGAAGAAGUGCCUCCCGCCACCUCCAAAUGACAACCAAGGGGACAAGUCAGAGGAUGAAGACGACUGGGAUUUGAUCCGAGGGGCGGAUAUCUUGGUGACUACGUAUGACGCUCUUGAAAAGCCCAAAGCAGCAAGAAAGUUGCAGGAUGUCACGUUUGCCCGAGUGGUGCUAGACGAGAUGCAGGAAAUCGCCUCGCCUACAACGAAAAUCGCAAAGAAUUGUGAACAUCUUCAAUGCGAUCGGAGGUGGAUGCUUAGCGGCACUCCAAUCUACUCAGGCAUCAAGGACCUCAGAGGGGAACUGAACAUGCUACGACUUGAACCGUUUGGUGCCAAUUUUGAUGAUGGAUUCUUUGAUUUUGCCAUCCAGACACCUUGGGACGCCAAGAAGCCAAGUGCUGUGGCUACACUACAGAUACUGUGCUUGUUGGCCUUGCGGCGAUCUUCGAGCAUGACUGUGGAAGAAACAGGUGUCGGAUUGCUGGACCUGAAGCCCCUCACUGUUGAAUUUGUACCUGUCCCGCAGACCGUUUGCGAAAGGGCACUCUACUGCUUCAUGGAAUGUAUUGUAGCUUCAGAGCUAGAGCGGACCAACAAGGCGACCAAGCGAACGAAGGCUGGCUCUGAUAAGAAAUCUCGCGCCUUGUGUUUACGGUUGCUGCGUGAAUUGUGCAUCACUCCGAUGCUGAUCAAUGGAGGGCUCGGCGUGUCAUCUCAGCUCAGUGCCGUGAACCAACUCCUUAUUCAGCAUAAUCGCCGUGAAAUGGAAGUGUCUUCUGCAAAAAAGAUCAUCAACAUGCAGGCUUCUUCAGCACGGAGGGGAGAUGACACCACUCCGGUCAUGUCGCCCGAUCAGGCGCUACGCUUUCUGACUCAACACCAAGAAACCGCCCGCACAGACUCCGACAUGGUGACAGAGAUGGCAGUCGGAGGCUCUAGAGGGGCUUCUUAUAGACAUCGAGCCGUUGACCGAGCCGAAGAUCGCUUCAGCGAAGCGAAACGUGAUAUUGCAGAUGCCGAAGACUCCCUGUCCGCAGCAAUCAAGAAACGUGCGAAAGCUCGGUGGCACGGGUUGCUCGAGCAAAUAACCACAGGCCGUGUCAGUCACGGACGAAAGCACAAGUUCUCUGGACUUUGGUUGUGGCGACGGUGCACCCUGGCGUCUUUGAAACAUUCGACAGCAGGGAAGGCGAGCAGCGGGAAUGCAACCUUACCGGAGCUCUUCACUAGGGGAUGGAGACCAAAGAAAGGUCUCGUGUCUACUUUGUUCAAGCAACACCCAGACUUCUACUGGUGUCAUCCACACUCAAUUCGGCUAAGCAAUGUUCCGGGUGAAAUCUCAGAGAAGGAACUUGCAGUGGCGAUGCGGUCAGCAGCAACGCAAGUGCCUCUAGAAGAAAUCGAGAAAGACAAGGUUGAGCAUCGGCUUUCAAAAGAGAAGAACUCGCAACACAGAGACAAGGAAUCACGAAUCCAGGAUCUCGAGGCAAAGUUGCAGACGAUCAAAAGCAAUAUCGAGAGAUUGCGGGCAAGUGACGAGAAGGUGCAGAUGCCAAGUGUGGUGAAGGUUCGAGAGCGCAAACACGUGAAGGGUUUCUGGAAAGCUGUCGUUCUUUAUUCGGACGCAGAUGAUUAUGAUAUGGCCCUUUCGGUGUGCUCCCGCUCCGCUGGAGCCCCAUUGAAAAGCGAGAAACCGAUUCCACAUCUAGAGGCUUUGGCCAAGUCCAGCAAAGAAAAAGUGGAGCAGAUUGAGGCCGAGUUCAAGGUCCACCCGUCGCAGGACACAAAGAAACGCCUCGAUGUGGCUAGGAAGGAGGCAGCGGCCGUCUCGUCUGGUCUCAGAAUUGUGUCAGCAGCAAGCCGAAUAGUGCUCCCCGUCAUGAGUGACGAAAUGAAAGAUCAGGCUGGCACGGAACACUCCAUGGUGUUCGCAAGUAAGAGUAUUGGCGCGCUUCGAUCGACGACUCCUAGAUAUGCCUCCACUUUGGAUUAUUCAGUCGCUGAAACAGUCCAGCAAAGUACUGGGGAUGUCUACCAAAACAAGGCGACCGUGGUAAAGAAGCAAAAGGCAUUGAAGAAGCUUGGACGCGCCCUUUCGACCCAGGUGUCUGAAAAGCAGACCGAAACGUCCGCAUUUGGAAUUCUCAGUGCCCUUAUUGACGGCGACAUCGAGAAGACUGGUUGCCCCAUUUGUCUUGGUUACUUGGGCGAGGACGAUUUAGACGAAGCUGCGGAGGCUGGCCGGAAGAGGAAGCACAAACAGGCUCCUAUCACCAUGAUCAAGUGCGGCCAUUUUUAUUGCACUUCAUGUAUCUCGGGCUACAUUCAUGAUAAACUUUCCUCGCAUGGACAAGUUGUUUGUCCUGCAUGUCGCCAGCCGUUCACAAACGACAGUAUCUUCAGAAUUGAUCCUAGUUUGAAGGACGAACAAGAGGCAUUGAAAAAGGAGAGGGAGGCUGCAAAAGAGCUCGUACGAGAAGCCGGCAAGCUAUUAUCGGACUCCAACGGCAUUCUCGAUGCUGAGCUGUGGCGCGCCCUCUAUCUCAGCUUUGAUUUACCGUCAGGUGUUGAACGAUGUGGGGACUCGCGAUUCACAGCUAUCCCCAGAGAGGCUUUGACCCACCUUCGUGGUGCCACCGGCAUGAAAACCAGCUUACGCAGAAGUGACCGACCUGCACCAGGAUCGGUCAAAGGUGCCGGUAGGUGCUCAAAAAUACAGCGUCUCUUGGAAGACCUCCAAAGCAUCAUUCCGAAGGAGCGUUGUGUAAUCUUUUCCAGCAGUAAAGAGUGUCUAAUGCACCUUGGUGCAAUCUUGAAGGACGACAAUAUUGGUUUUCAGGCGAUCUACAAGGGCCAAUCUACUACGGCUUCGAGAACCGCUGUUACACGAUGGGAACAAUCCGCGGACCCGCUUCCUUCUCCUUGCUUGCUCGUCCAAGCUGGCGCCGCAGCUGCGGGGCUGACACUCACUGCCGCUUCCAAGAUGUUUAUCAUGGAACCGUUUCAGAAGCAGGAGCAGGAAAAUCAGGCGUAUGCUAGAUGCCAUCGCUACUCACAGAAGCACAAGGUGUCGGUGAAAGUCUAUUACACGCCCGUCUCCGUGGAGUCUCGUCUGUUGGACUGGCGGCGACAGGGCGGUAAAGUUGGAGAAGACCAAGAAAACGAUGCGGAUAUGCGCGAGUUCCAGAAAAGCAAAACUAGAGUGAUAAUCCACGAGAUCGAGGAUGAUUCGUCUGACGAAGGCUCUCUGGACGAUUCUUCAGACACAAGAGGAUCUGACAGCGAAAGCGAAAAGAAGAAGGAAGCCGAUGACAGUCAUGAUAUUGCGCAGACCAAUUUCUUGCUUGGUCUGCUCGACUGA
Messenger RNA from Seminavis robusta, 5367 nucleotides. The record is from the annotation of a GenBank genome assembly. Lineage: Eukaryota; Bacillariophyta; Bacillariophyceae; Naviculales; Naviculaceae.